This is a messenger RNA of Fundulus heteroclitus (mummichog), 2966 nucleotides long. It is a transcript of the gene sxph, whose product is annotated as PBP2_transferrin domain-containing protein. Gene Ontology annotation, biological process: iron ion transport. Lineage: Eukaryota; Metazoa; Chordata; Actinopteri; Cyprinodontiformes; Fundulidae. The coding region runs from base 564 to 2750 and encodes 728 amino acids. Gene Ontology annotation, cellular component: plasma membrane; recycling endosome; early endosome. The transcript has 17 exons. The record is from RefSeq and is a predicted model, not a curated record.
ACCUCUCCGUUAAAAAGCGCAGAAGACCUGGACAUCCCUACGUGACAGAGACAAAGCACAAUAUUCCCAUCUGCUGACUGUUUGCGCAGAUGUUCCUGAGAUUCCCUGAAAGCAACAGAUACCGAUCCAAACAUGUUCAGCCGAACCUCUUUUUUUUUUUUUUUUUUUUUUAAUAAACUUUAAAUCAUAACUGUUCACAGCUGUCUUCUUCCUUAACACCAUCACACCUCUGGCAAUUUCCGGCAAAUAUGGUCAGUAGAUCUUGACCAGCGCCCACUGAACAAUAAUAGUCAAAGCAGCAUUUUUACACUUUAAUUUGUGAACGGUUGAGAUGAGACAGAUGGGGCUAAAAUAUUUUCCAUAUGUGUGCAAAAGGUGACUGUUUUCACAGGAACAGCCCUUACGCAAUAGACUUUCUCUUCUUUUUGUACGAACCAGCGACUGAUUCUUUGGAAGAUCAGUGCAGGAAAAAUUCAAGCCUUUAAAUAAAUCUCAGACGGCUGCUUUCUUGCAGACCACGCUGCGAAACGUCCCUCUGAACCCUCCAUCCGCUGCAGCUUAAAAUGAGAGGAUCUUAUCAGAUUUUACUCUUUGUCUUCUUUGCCGGUUGCAUCAGGGGUAAGAAGAUGCGCUGGUGCACCGUCUCAGAUCCUGAACAGAGGAAGUGUGCAGAGCUGGCCAAAGCCCUGGUGGCAGUGCUGCCGCCGGCUGCUGUUGCAUCUUUUGCCAGGCUGUCGUGUGUGCGAGCGUCCAGCACGGCCGACUGCAUCAAUAAAGUCAAGGCCAACCGUGCAGAUGUAGUGUCUUUAGAUGCAGGAGAGGUUUAUUCUGCCGUGAAGCAGUUUGACCUCGUUGCCAUCGCUAAAGAGGUUUACGCCGACGGAGGCUGCAUCCUGUCCGUUGCCGUUGUGACGAACAGGAGCUUGGACGUACGGUCCCUGCGAGGCCUCAGGAGCUGUCACAGCGGGGCCCGGUGGACCUCGGGGUGGAGCCUCCCGCUCGGGUUCCUGCUGUCCAAGAACUACCUGAGCUGGAGCAAGGAGAACCCUCUCGGUCAGGAUGUUGGCUCCUUUUUCGGGGCUAGCUGUGUUCCCGGCGCUGCCACCAUGGCGCCUCCACUGUGCGCUCUGUGCCAAGGCCAGAAGUCUUACAUUCGCCAGAAGAACUACUUCUGUGAGACGUCACACAGUGAGCCCUUCUACAACAACCAGGGCGCCCUCAGAUGUCUCCGGAGCGGUGCAGGUGAUGUUGCAUUUGUGGAUCAUUUAGCACUUGAAAGUAUUGAUGAGAGCGAGCGCCACACUUUCCGGUUACUGUGUCCUGACGGCACCCAGGCCCCUCUGAGCCGCUACAGAAGCUGCAAUCUGGGCCGUGGUCCAGGAGGAGGAAUGGUCACCAGACACAAUUUCCGCAAAGUCGUGCGCAAGUUUGUGUUAACUGUGCAGACGCAGUUUGGUCGACUGGGAAAAGAGAGGCAGCGCUUCCAACUCUUCAACUCGUCUCUUUCCGGGGAGGCGGACCUUCUCUUCAGAGAUGCGACCGACAAACUGGUCGUUCUGCCGGACGACGUGGACGUCAGCCAGGUGAUGGGGCUGGACUACGUCGCGCUCCUCAAAGGACUCGGCCAUGAAGGAAGCUCCCUGCAGGACAGCGUUGUGCGGUGGUGCUGCAUCAGCCACGCCGAGCAGAAGAAAUGCGAGCGGUGGGCCCUAAGCAUCAAGUCCGACCCGCUGGUGUGCGUCAGGGCUGCGUCGAUGCGGGACUGCAUCGAGAAAAUCAAGAGGGACGAAGUGGACGCCGUCUCGCUGGAUGCAACGCACACAUUCAUCGCAGGGAAAUGCGGCCUUGUUCCAGUAGUCACAGAAUAUUAUGGCGCUGAAUGCGUUCCCGCCGAAGGAUCGGCUCACUUGGAGACGACUGUGUUGCCCCCGGCUGUGGCUGUAGCUGUAGCAAAGCGCUCCAGCAGGAACGUCUUCAUGGGGAACCUGGGGGGGCGCCGCUCCUGUCACGGCCACAUGUACAGCCCUGCAGGCUGGCUGCUGCCAUACAGACACAACCUAAGCCAGGAGCACAACGUCAGCGCCCCCUGUGAUCCAACCCAAGUGUACAACGCGGUGUUUUGGAAAGGCUGCCUCCCCGGAGCUCAGGGGAAUCUGUGCAAAGUGUGCAUGGGAGGCACCGGCGAGGCGGCGACCAAACGCUGCACGGACAACCACAACGAGCGUUAUUAUGGAAACAUGGGUGCCUUAAGGUGUUUGGUCGGAGACCAGAGCGGGAAAAGCUACGGUGACGUGGCCUUCCUCGAGCAACACAACCUUCUCGCCAACAUCCUCGGUUUGAAUUCCAGCGGCUGGGCACAGGGGUGGACGCCGUCUGAUUUUGAGCUGCUGUGCGUCGACGGACAGCGAGCGACCCUGUCAGAGUGGCAAAGCUGUAACCUGGGAGUCGUCCCGCCUAAUAGCAUCAUGACGCGGCCUGUGCUGACCUCAAGGGUGUACGACCUCCUCAUGAAGUCGCAGGAAACGUUGGCUUCCACCCGAAGCACAGAGUUCAAACUCUUUGACUCUCAUCAGUACGGGGAAAGUGAUCUGCUGUUCAAAGAUGCAACGCAGUGUUUUGUCCACACGAGCCACAUGGAUUACCGCUCCAUCCUGGGAGAGGAGUUUCACGCUCACAUGGAGGCCGUCUUCAAAUGCACGCACUCCGAUAUCUUGGAGUUUUGCAACCAGGAUGUGUGCAGCAUAUUCUAAUAGAAGAAACACAUAAAAGAAAAAAAAAGGCACCAUGUUUUCCUGAGCUUCUCAGAUAUUUAGUCCUUCGUCCUCAUAACUUAUGGUUUAAUAAAGACUGGAGACCAUCACAGCACGGCCGCAAAAAGACUGAAGGGAAAGAGGCCGUCGCUUCUGCUUUCAUAAUGGGAUGCUUUCUAACUAAAAAAAAAAUAUUGAUCUGUUCUUCAAAAAAAA